GUUUAUUCGAAGCUUGCUUUUGGCACUAAGGAGUUUUCCGGAUGAACAGUAGACGUGUAAGAUGGAAUGAGGAAAAGCUUCAGGAAAUUGAAUCAAAUAAACCUGUACGGCAGAAAAUAACUGAACCCAAGACGCCAUACCACCCUAUGAUUAAUGACGAUGGGUCUUUAUCUCCUGUUGGAAAAUGUUUCAAUGAUUGUAUCAAUGAUGCUUUGGAUGCAAAGGAAUCAUGCUUUUCUUUGAAGGAUGCGGAUUCACCUAGUAGAAAAACAACUGGGUGCUCAGGUGGCUGGACAUCGUCUGCCGAUGAAGCUGAUGCUAUUGCUAUGGAUAACGAAGAUCGCAGUGGUAAGAGUUUUCAGGAGCAACGAAAAGCACACUAUGAUGAGUAUUUCAAGAUUAAUGAACUAAGACGCAAGUGUUCUUUCCUGGAGGAAGAAGAUGAUGGUGUUGAGGGUGAUUCAUCUUCAUCUAAGACGUUGGCAAAGCACACUUAG
This is a messenger RNA of Hibiscus syriacus, 497 nucleotides long. Its product is annotated as protein phosphatase inhibitor 2-like. NCBI's taxonomy places the organism in Eukaryota, Viridiplantae, Streptophyta, Magnoliopsida, Malvales, Malvaceae. The record is from RefSeq and is a predicted model, not a curated record. The transcript is spliced from 4 exons. Gene Ontology annotation, molecular function: protein phosphatase inhibitor activity. Gene Ontology annotation, biological process: regulation of signal transduction. The coding region runs from base 42 to 497 and encodes 151 amino acids.